AUUGAUAUUUUUAAGACAUAACCGCUGUAAAUAAAGUUAUUAUUGAUUACAUUUGAUUAAAACCAAAUUAAAAACGAAUCUUUAAUUGCCAAACAAAGAAUAAUAAAAAAAUUAAUUACACUGUAUCAUUAAAUGUCGUUUAGUCUAUAAUAAAUAUGGCAAAUGAUCGUGAAAUAUUACGAGAAAUAUGGGAAGGAAAAAUUCCUGUAUGUUUUCAAUUAUUUUCCGAUGAAGUGUUCGAACUUCAACAACCCGAUCCAUUUUAUUUAAUGGUACCUAGAUUAAGUUAUUUUCCAUUAGUUACUGAUAAGGUUCGAAAACAUUUCAUACGAUUUAUUGAUCCAGAGAAAAAUGAUCUCGAAAUGUGGCUAGAAUACAAUGGUUUACCAUUAAAAUGGCAUUAUCCAAUUGGUGUCUUGUUUGAUUUACAUAUGGCGUCUGAUGUUCAAUUACCUUGGCAAAUAAUUGUACAUUUUGAUAAAUUUCCAGAUAAUGUUUUAAUGCGAUGCCCUAACAAGGAAGUUGUUGAGGCACAUUUUAUGUGUUGUAUAAAAGAGGCAGAUGUACUGAAACAUCGAGGACAAAUUGUUAGUGGAAUGCAAAAAAAGGAUCAUAAUCAAUUGUGGAUGGGCUUACAUAAUGAUAAAUUUGAUCAAUUUUGGGCUGUAAAUCGUAAACUAAUGGAAGCCUCUGGCGAACAAGAUCAUUUUAAACACAUUCCAUUUAGAUUAUAUAAAGAUGAUAGUUAUCGGCAGAAACUUGUGAAACCAGUCAAUGAUCAAGGACAACGGAAAACUUUGGGUGAUUUAUUAAAAGAAAUGUACCCGGAUAAAGAAGACAUAACAGUACGAACACAUGGCGUAAGCCCACCGUUAGAUACACCUCUACAAUGGAUGUCUGAGCAUCUAAGCUAUCCGGAUAAUUUUUUACAUUUAUGUAUUAUUGGUUAGUUGUUAUUUUGUAAAAUAUUUUUUUAUAUAUUAUUUGUAAGUUACAGAUCUAAGCCAAUUUUAUAAUCAAUUUUUUUAAAUG
Molecule: messenger RNA, 1032 nt
Organism: Chrysoperla carnea
Lineage: Eukaryota; Metazoa; Arthropoda; Insecta; Neuroptera; Chrysopidae
Gene: Atg5
Product: autophagy protein 5
Exons: 5
Coding region: 156-950 (264 amino acids)
Biological process (GO): nucleophagy; autophagy of mitochondrion; cellular response to nitrogen starvation
Cellular component (GO): cytoplasm; phagophore assembly site membrane; Atg12-Atg5-Atg16 complex
Source: RefSeq, a predicted model, not a curated record